Molecule: messenger RNA, 2109 nt
Organism: Fusarium sp. VM40
Lineage: Eukaryota; Fungi; Ascomycota; Sordariomycetes; Hypocreales; Nectriaceae
Source: the annotation of a GenBank genome assembly
AUGGAGACGACGACGACUCUGGCUGCACCGACGACGUCUGAGCCUCCCACCCCUGACCCCUUAGAAACUAAACCUUCGGCAAACCAGGACGCCCCCCAAAGUCUUGAUAUUGUGUCUGGAUCGGUCGACCAAUCUGUCGCGGCAAAGAAGGAAACUCUCAGGAUGGAACGAGUAGUCAAGAAGGAGUUGAAAUACCUGAGUGACGAUCCUUGGAAAGUUACGGAAUACGUCAAGGGGGCACUAGAAAAAGGAAAAUUCGAAGAGGCCUACCUUCUCGUGCAAAAAGGCAGCAAGGAGAUGCAGUUGGUGGUGCCAUGGAAUUACUUGUUGAACCACCUGCUCAAUAACCAGCAAUCGACCAGAGCGAUCAAGAUGUUCAAUGAAAUGAAAAAGCGUGCGCAAUUUCCCAACGCCGCGACAUAUACGAUCUUGUUCCGUGGUCUCACCAAGUCGGAACACCCUAAACUUGCAGUCGCCGAGGCAGUGAAGCACUACCAUACCCUUCUGAAGGACCCCCGUAUUGAGGCAAACAUCACACACCUAAAUGCAGUGCUCAAUGUGUGCAACCGAGCAAACGAUCUAGAUUCCAUGUUUGCUCUUCUCGACACUGUCAAUGAAUCGACGCGCGCUCCUACUUGCUACACUUAUACGACCAUUCUAGACGCUUUGCGACAUAACACCCUUGGCGACAUUAAGGACUUAACGCAGGAGCAGAAGGAGUUCAAUUUUAAUAGCACUAUCAAGCGGGGAAGAGCCAUCUGGGAAGAGGUCAUUAGCAAAUGGCGGAAAGGUCGGUUGGUUAUUGACGAGGACCUUGUCUGCUGCAUGGGUCGCAUGUUGCUCUUGUCCCCAAACCGAGAGGAAAAGAAGGAAAUUCUCGAUCUUGUUGAACAGACAAUGAACAUACCAAAUUUGGCCAAGGUCCAGGAAGCCUCAGCCGAGGAGGCUCGCAAGAAGAACCCUCGCACAGGUGAAGUGGCCAAAAAGGACGGGUAUGGCCUCUUUGUCACUCCUGCCAACAACACCCUAUCUUUACUGCUGAACGUUGUAUUCCAGACGAGAAUGAGCAGCCUUGGCAUCAAGUACUGGAACUUUCUUGUCCGCGAAUACGGCCUCGAACCUGAUAUGGGCUGCUGGUUGCGCCUCUUUGGUUUACUCAAGCUAGCUAAAGCAAGUGCUCAUGCCACUGAGAUUCUCAGUAUCGUUCCGACAGAUGUCAUCAAUCCACGCAUCUACCACAUGGCCAUGGAGACCUGCGACCGUGACAACAUCAACCAUAACGUUCUCAAGCAUGCUGAUCGCGCCCUCGACAGCAUGGUGGAGCGUCUUGAAGUCCCUGACGCUCUUACCAUGCGGCUCUACCUUAACGUCGCCCAGAACCAUCACUAUCACCUUCGCGCCCGUGCGAACGAAGGCAAUGUGGCUGGUGCCAAGCGCGACUACGGUAUUCAGAUCACCAAUGCGCUUGAUCGUUUGUGGGUUCCCUACCGCAGACUGCAUGAUCACCUCUUCAAAGAUGUCAAGGCCAAGACAGCGGAAGGGAAACCGAAGUUUUAUAACGAGCAACGCGAGGCCAUCGCGCUCGCGCGUAUCAUGUAUGGGUCCUUCAACAAGGUUCUCCAGCAGGAGAUGCUCCCGGAGGAAGAUCUUGAGAGGAUCCGCCCAAUUGGUGGUCGUAUCAACCGCGAGAUCCAGGCCUUCUUCGCCAACCGCGAGGAUACGGAGCCCAACCUUCGCAAGACUCUAGGCCGUGGUAGGGCUGAUGAGGAUAUGAUGGAAUACAACGAGGGGAUGGGAUCCUUCUGGGAUACUACUCAGGCAGGAAAGCCGUCGAGAUACAACGAAGGCUAUGGAUCGCGGACCGAUGGUCGGACCCGAGUUCGUGACGACGACCGCAGAAGUGACAACAGGCCCUGGCGCAACGAUAGCCGACGCAACAAUUAUGGCCGCGAUAACGAGGACAGAACCGAUAGGCGUCGCGCUGAGUCUAAUGAGUCUGGCAUUCCCAGAUAUCGAGCUGACAGGCGCGCCAGUGUACCCUGGGAAGCUAUCAAACCCGAACGGACCCCCAGGCGUGAAAACAGGAAUUACGAUAGGGGGCAUUCCUGA